Lactuca virosa is the source of this 591-nucleotide messenger RNA. NCBI's taxonomy places the organism in Eukaryota, Viridiplantae, Streptophyta, Magnoliopsida, Asterales, Asteraceae. The record is from the annotation of a GenBank genome assembly.
AUGGCAGGGCGAAGGAAACACACAUGGACUACUGAAGAGGAUACAAAGUUGAUUGAAGCAUUGUUGGAGUUACAUGUAUCCGGAAAGUAUGGUGGUGCUGACAAUGGAUUCAAACCCGGUUAUUUGAAGGCAGUGCAACAAUUACAAGAUAGUCAUAAAGGUGCUGCAUGUUUUCGCGAUAAACCAUUUCCCCAAUUCGAUAACCUGUGUAAAAUAUUUGGUAAGGAUAGAGCUGCUGAGACACAACAAACUACUCGUGUCAAUAGUAAACGCAAACGGCCUCCAACGGAUGACGCCGAAAGCUCUUAUAAGGAAGCAGCGAAAGAAAUGAAAGAGACUUUCAAGGAGGUUGGUGAGAAACUUAAUGAAACAAUAUACAAUAUAGGAAAGCAAGAAAACAAGGAAGCAUGUGAUAUGAUAGAUAAAGUUGUUGAAGAUAUACAACGCAUGCCAAAUAUUAAUGUCGUACAGCGAAUUAAGGCGAUUGACAUAUUUAGCAAAGAUCAAUUUCGCGCCCGAGCGUUUUUUAAGAUGACAGAAGAAGAAAAGAUUUGUUACAUGGAAAUGAUUGCGGAUGGUUCAAUAUCAUGA